Scedosporium apiospermum is the source of this 612-nucleotide messenger RNA. RefSeq lists its product as uncharacterized. Lineage: Eukaryota; Fungi; Ascomycota; Sordariomycetes; Microascales; Microascaceae. The coding region runs from base 1 to 612 and encodes 203 amino acids. The record is from RefSeq and is a predicted model, not a curated record. The transcript is spliced from 5 exons.
AUGAAAGACCUCUGCUCGGAAAAGCUGCGACUCAUCCCCUUUGAUGGGAAAAGUGAUGCGCACGCGAAGAGGCUGUACCACCAGCGCAUCGGCUGUGGAUGGGCCGAGGAUGAAAUCGAGGCUUGGAGGGUUAAACACGAGAAGGGAGAGAAGGGGCUGUUCUGGCUUGUUCUACAGGACGGAGUUCCCGGACGGGACAAGUUGAUGGAAGACCACAGCAUCAAGUACCCAGAGGAGAAGGAGUUAUUGAAGGACUCGUCCAUAUCAGUCCUGGGACUUGAGAGGACGGCAACGAACCAAGACUUCGAUACGAUUGGCCACAUCGCCGUCGAGCGCCGGCCAGCCACGGACAAAGAGCUCGGAUUCCCAGCUGAUGAAGUGGCCUGGAUCACCAGCCUUUACAUCUCCUUUGCCAUGCAGCAUCUCGGAUUGGGAAGGGACGUGAUGAACAUUGUGGAGAAGUUCUUGACGAGGGAACCUCUGAACGCGAGGACGGCGGCCCUGGACACGAUGGAUAAGAAGAUGCAGCUUAGCCCAUUGAUGACGCGGUUAAUCUACGAAGUUCGCGGACACAAGAUACCGGCGGUUCUAAGGUCUAACGAGGAAUGGUAA